AUGGAUACUUCGAUGAGUGGUAACCAGAUAAGACAAUCCUUUAUUGACUUCUUCAUCAAUAAAGGACAUAAAUAUGUUCACUCUUCAUCUACAAUACCUUUAGAUGACCCAACCUUACUAUUUGCUAAUGCUGGGAUGAACCAAUUUAAACCCAUCUUUUUGGGGUCUGUUGACCCUAACUCUGACAUGGCUCAGUAUGUAAGAGUUGUUAAUACCCAGAAAUGUAUAAGAGCAGGAGGUAAACAUAACGACCUUGAUGAUGUGGGUAAAGAUGUCUACCACCAUACAUUUUUUGAAAUGAUGGGUAACUGGUCAUUUGGUGACUAUUUUAAGAAAGAAAUAUGUGCAUGGGCAUGGGAACUUCUCACUGAAGUUUAUAAAUUGCCUGGGGAUCGUUUGUAUGUAACUUAUUUUGGAGGAGAUGCUGCUUCAGGACUUGAACCUGAUCUCGAAUGUAAAGAAAUCUGGCUCAAGUUAGGUCUCCCAGAGUCACACAUUCUACCUGGUAGUAUGAAGGAUAACUUUUGGGAAAUGGGUGAAACAGGACCAUGUGGUCCCUGCUCAGAAUUGCAUUAUGAUAGAAUCGGAGGACGUGAUGCAGCUCAUCUUGUCAACAUGGAUGACCCUGAUGUACUCGAAAUUUGGAAUUUAGUGUUUAUUCAAUUUAAUAGAGAAUCCGAUGGUUCACUAAAGUUGCUGCCAAAAAAACAUAUUGAUUGUGGAUUAGGUCUUGAAAGAUUAGUGUCAGUAAUUCAAAAUAAGAGAGCUAAUUAUGACACUGAUUUUUUUAUGCCUAUAUUUAAGGCAAUCGAAAUUGGCACGGGUGCAAGGCCUUAUACUGGAAAAGUUGGAGCUGAAGAUGUUGAUGGGAUUGAUAUGGCAUAUAGAGUUUUGGCUGAUCAUGCUAGAACACUUACAAUUGCUUUGUCAGAUGGUGGAUGUCCCGAUAACACUGGUAGGGGUUAUGUGCUUCGAAGAAUUUUAAGGAGAGCAGUACGUUACGCCUCUGAGAAACUUAAUGCUAAACCUGGGUUCUUUGGGUCUUUAGUUCAUGUUGUUGUUCAACUAUUGGGAGAUGUUUUCCCUGAAAUAACAAAAGAUCCCUUAUCUUUGAUUCAACUGAUAAAUGAGGAAGAAUUACAGUUCUUGAAAACACUUACACGAGGCAGAAAUUUACUCAAUAGAACUAUCGAAAAAUUAAAUGGAAAAGUAAUACCUGGUGAUGUCGCGUGGCGACUUUAUGAUACAUAUGGAUUUCCUAUUGAUCUCACACAACUUAUGUGUGAAGAAAAUGGGCUUACCAUAGAUAUGGAGGCUUACGAAAAAUCUAAGAAAGAAUCUCAAUUAAUUUCGCAAGGAAAAGCUGCCGGUCAAGAAGAUUUAUUGGCAUUAGAUGUACAUGCCAUAAGCCAUUUGCAAGAUACUGGAGUACCUGCCACAGACGACUCUCCUAAGUACAACUAUGUUGCAUCAUCUAGUGAAAACGAAGCUGUAUAUAAUUUUAGUUCUUGCAUUGGGACCAUCAUUGCUUUACGACAAAACAAACAAUUUGUAAAUGAAGUUUCUGGUCAAGAAUGUGGGGUGAUCCUGGACAAAACUAGUUUCUAUGCUGAACAAGGUGGCCAAAUAUAUGAUGAAGGAUAUAUGGUAAAAACUGAUGAUGAUAGCGUUGAGUUCGUAGUUACUAACGUCCAAGUUAAGGGAGGAUAUGUGCUACAUAUGGGAAAACUUGAAGGCACUCUAAAGGUUGGAGAUAAGUUGUCUUUGCACAUUGAUACUGAAAGGCGAAGGCUUGUAAUGAAUAACCACACUGGAACGCAUGUUUUAAAUAACGUACUAAGAAAAGUUCUUGGAAACGACUCCGAUCAACGUGGAUCUCUUGUUAUGCCAGACCGUCUAAGGUUUGAUUUUACUAACAAAGGCCCAAUGUCUUUAAAGCAAAUAAAAGAUACAGAAGAUCAAAUCAAGGAAAUUAUUUAUAAAAAUAAACCUGUUUAUGCAAAACAUACGAGCUUAAAUGAAGCUAAAAAAAUAAAGGGCCUAAGAGCUAUGUUUGAUGAACACUACCCAGAUCCAGUUCGUGUAGUUUCUGUUGGAAUACCAGUAGAGGAAUUGGAGAAAAACCCGGAGGGACCGGCCGCGUACGAAACUUCUGUAGAAUUUUGUGGUGGAUCACAUUUGCAUCAGACAGGUCAUAUUGGGGAUUAUGUAAUCGUAAGCGAAGAAGGUAUUGCGAAAGGAAUACGCCGAAUUGUCGCCUUGACUGGGCCAGAGGCAUUGAAGGCUAUAAGUAAAUCGAGCUCUUUGGAAAAUGAAGUAAACAAUAUCGCUAAUUUCAUUAAAGAUCAAAGUGACAACAUGAAUCAGAAGGAAAUUCUUAGAAAAAUUGUUGACCUUACGAACGAAAUUUCUCAAGCUCAGAUAUCGUAUUGGAAAAAAGAAGAAUUGAGAACUAUGCUCAAAAACUUAAAAAAACAACUUGAUGAUAAAGAAAGGGCUGCAAAGGCUUUGACUAUCACCCAAGUUGCCGAAAGAGCUAAAGAAAUAUGCACGGAAAAGAAGGACAAUAAGGUCAUUGUUUCAGAAUUAAAAGCAUUUGGCAAUACUAAGGCCUUGGAUGGCGCCUUAAAACAAGUAAAGCUACUCUGUCCAGCAACCGCGGCCAUGUUCUUCUCUGUAGACGAUGAAACAAACAAAAUAUUCUGUCUUGCUGCUGUACCUAAAAACGCGAUCGAAAAAGGUCUGUUAGCUUCUGAGUGGAUCCAGUCUGUUGUCCCAGUUAUAGGUGGCAAGGGUGGUGGUAAAGCAGAAUCUGGUCAAGCUUCUGGUAAUAAUUUCGCCAGUCUUGAGGAAGCAAUGAAAGUUGCAGAGGAAUUUGCUAAUUUAAAGCUGUGCUAA
Molecule: messenger RNA, 2898 nt
Organism: Spodoptera littoralis (African cotton leafworm)
Lineage: Eukaryota; Metazoa; Arthropoda; Insecta; Lepidoptera; Noctuidae
Source: the annotation of a GenBank genome assembly